Messenger RNA from Osmia lignaria (orchard mason bee), 4984 nucleotides. The record is from RefSeq and is a predicted model, not a curated record. NCBI's taxonomy places the organism in Eukaryota, Metazoa, Arthropoda, Insecta, Hymenoptera, Megachilidae.
UUCAUUGACGUAAACUUUGCUUUCUGUUCAUAUUGGUACCUUCUUCCAGUCUAUUUGCACCCUAAAGGUGUAAAUUAACCGGAAGAAUGAACCGCAUGAAAUUCACAGUACACAUUCGAAAGGUUCUCCGUUACGUUAAAUUUGCACCAUUCGGGUCAACGGUUUGCAUAUUACGUAUUCAAUCAACACAAUUACUUAUUUUUAGCUUCAAAAAUAUAACAAUUCUACAGCUGUAAUAAUACAGUUAAUGAAGUGCGCGCAUGUAUUCAAAUGGCAAUAUUUAAAUAAAAAAGAUUUAUAUUUCCGUAGAAAACUCGUCGGGGUUGUUACGUUUAUCUCUGAUAUUUCAAGUGUUAGGCUGCGCUUUGAAUUGAUCAAUCAUUUUUGUUGAAUGCAUCGGAGAGGUAAAAAGAAGUAGAAAUGAAUCGGUCGACCUGUUUUACUAAUUAAACAUUUCCGAAUCGGAGGGAACGAUAAAAAUUUCGAUAGGAAUGCAGUUUCAUUGAUAAUUACCUAGCGGAAACGACGAAGGACGUGUGAUACUACACGUCACUAAAUGGAUAUCGAGGUUCAGGCGAGAAACAGCGCAUGGAUAGAUAAGAAUCUUUGACAAAGAGGAAAGCGUGCGGCAUGGGUCUGCCGCGUCUCUCCUUGAAGGGAUACUUUUUCUAUGUGUUAUGUUCUUCUGGCUUGCUGUUGGUUCUCCUGAAUCUGUUACAGGACGAGAUAUGGCAUCGUAUGCGACCGCAUCCCGGACAAACUCCAUCCGUUCGAGUUGCCGACAGUACCAAGAUGAAACAAAAUUGGCCAACAAAGUCGAGGAAAACGACAAUGCAUAUUCUGCAGACUCAGGGAAAAGCGAAGAAAAAGCUUCUAGCGGAGGUUUUCAACUUAACUGGCACGCCGAUUCUAUCGCGCAACAGUAUAGAAUCUAUGGAUCCAUCGAAAAGACCUUGGUACAUGAAAGGCGGGACCAGAAGACCUUAUCCCGCCGUGAAAUCCCGUCGUACGGGUCGAAGGUUGGCGCGCUUGUGGCCGGAUGAAGAUGCUUAUGACGAUCGCGUCACGAAUCAAUUGAUGUACGUACCUACCGAUUAUAACAAAACAACUGCGGAACAUCAACUAAAGAAAAUAAUGGUUCCGCAUGGAAUGCCGGAGGCAAAAGCUGGACCCGACAUAUUUCUCCAACAUCGUUGCCCAGUAAACACUUGCACGAUUGUUAGGGAUAAUCCAGACGAAGCUGAUUUAAUUCUUUUUAAAGAUUACAUAACUCACGUGGGAAGAAGAUCGCCGAGUCAACAGGUGUGGAUGCUGUAUUUUUUAGAGUGCCCUUAUCACACACAGAGCGUGAAGAAUGCGUACAUUAAUUGGACAGCAACUUAUCGUCGCGACAGCGAUAUAGUUGCACCCUACGAAAGGUGGCAGUAUUACGACCCCAGUAUCACACAAAUACCACAAACAUUCAAUUAUGCAGCAAAUAAAACUAAGAAGGUGGCAUGGUUCGUUUCUAAUUGUCAUCCACGAAAUCAACGUAUGCAUUACGCUAAAGAACUGUCGAAAUACAUACAGGUGGAUAUUUAUGGUACUUGUGGUACUCUGCGAUGUCCACGUUCGCAAUCUCAAGCGUGUUUCGAAAUGCUCGACGAGGACUACAAAUUUUAUCUUGCCUUUGAGAACUCGAAUUGCAAGGAUUACAUCACGGAAAAAUUCUUCGUCAAUGGUCUUGGGCACAACGUUUUGCCGAUCGUGAUGGGUGCGCACCCAACGGAUUACGCCCGUAGCGCGCCGUAUCGUUCGUACAUUCACGUGGACGAGUUCGAAUCCCCGAAAGAAUUAGCCGAAUACCUUCAUCGUCUGGAUCGCGACGACGAGCUGUACAAUUCGUAUUUCCGUUGGAAGGGUACCGGCGAAUUUAUUAACACGUAUUUUUGGUGCCGAGUUUGUGCCAUGCUGCACGACGAACGACCACCGAAAUUUUACAAGGAUGUCAACGAAUGGUGGCGAGGCGAUGGCAUAUGCACGACGACUUCCUGGCGCGAACACGAUCAGACUCGUGCAGGAAAUCUGAAAACCACCUGAACAGUCCUCUACGAGGUUUGGCUAAUUUGUACGAAGCGACGCGACGCGUCUUCUAUACGCUUUCAUUGAAAGAAUCAUCUGAACUUCCAAAGGAUGUUAAGAAUUUUACCGAUACGGACGGGACGGCUAGCUCUGUCGCUUUUCGUUGGUCGCGUGAUUAAUUUGAUGCAACAGGUUUAUGGGAAAUUAAUAGGUUUUCACGAGUUCAGUGUUAACGAGACGUUGACGCGAACAACGUCUGGGUAGCCCGUUAAUUGAAGAAAAAGACUGCCGAUUACGAAUUUGAUGAAACACAAAGAGCUAGGAGUAUUUGAAUCUGUAUUUUUUGACAAACAACAAGGAUUUUUACACAAAUCAAUUGAACUGCUUCGCUAUUUUCGACGAAUAUAGUUGUAUAUGUUUGUGCGAUUGGGAAAAUUUUAUUUAGAAUUUUUUUUUUUUUAAUUAAGAGUUUAUAGUCGCAUCAACAAUUGAUUACGAUUAUUUUUAAUUAAUUGUAAGCUUUCUUUUGUAAAGUUGUUUAAAUUUUUUUCUUAUAUUAUUUUUACAAUUUACUACUGUUAGUGUUGUAAAAAGUACUACAACAACUAUAGUGAGUUGAAAAAGCGAACUGUUUUAUACAUUUAUUAAUACAUAGCGAACAUUGACGUAGUUUGAUGUGAAAUUGGAAGAUAUUAAAAAAUGUUGACGUGAUUAAUUUAAAAAAAAGACAUACAUUAAAAGCACAAUGUCUUGUUAAAGUUGCAUUUAAACUUGAUAUUUAAUAACAAAGAUAUACUACAGGUAGAAUACAAAAUCAAUUUAUUUCGAUUUUCUAAUUUUCUAACAGCUGACUAUUUAUGAAAUUGAAAUGUGUAAAAUAUCGCAGGCAAAAUGAAAAUAGAUUAGUACUUGUCGCUUUCGAAGCUAAAGGUACUAGGUAUUACAACUAAGGUAUAGUGUUGUGAUUAUUAUUAUAAUUAUUCAGGUAUAAUAGUAAUUUUUAUUUAUGUUAAUAAUACCUUAGAAAGAUACGGAAUAGAAUUAUGAGAUGGUCCUGGUUAAAAUACUAUGAUUAUUUUUAUUUUUCUUGUGUGUUUUAUACUCAAAGAUUGUCUCUAAGCAUCAAAAUUAAUUCGUUCAAUAGCACGACCCUUGCAUCGAUCACACAAAAUAAAUUCUAUUAUCAUUAAAUAUAGGAAAUAGAAGAAAAUAGAAGAACAUUGUACAAUAGCGAAAAAUUCGAUCGUAUACAGAUUAAUGUAAUUCUAAAUGUUCCUGGAACGUCAACGAUGUAAGCACACUAUCUUCGUCCAAUAUUCGGAUAAAUAUUCAUAUGAGUGCACGUUUACAUUCAAUGAAUAUUUAUCGGAUAAAAUAUUCAUGUGGGUUCGAAAUCAGAGCAUGCUUAUAUUCCAAAGCUUGUUUUACCAAAUAUCAGUAAAUUGCAUAAUCUAUUAAUUUGCUUAAGAUAUACAGCAUGAAGUAAUAAUCCUUUCCAUACAAAGCAGUAAUUUGCAUAAAUUUUAAAAUCGUUUGCACUUAUUAAAUAAUAUCAGAUCAAAUGCUUCGAAUUUGAAAACUUGAGUGCUGCAAUGAAAUAUUAACAUUAAUCUAAUAUAAAUAUUAUGUUUACAAGAUUUCAUUAGAAGUCGUAUAAGAAAAUAUCCAAAAAAGUUUUUUAUCAGAUUAGAUCUAUACUUUACUUCUUUAAUAUCUUUAAUUAUUAAGUAAAGAGAAAAUAUUGUUACGAUAGUAUACCUUAUCGAGACCAAAGAAAUUUUGUAAGAAGCUUUUAGAUGAUUUAUUCGAAGCAAUGGAAAAGUUUAUUGCUACAUUCUGUAUAGUAAAUUGCACUCUCGUAUGAGGUACUGUUUAAUCGAAAACAUUGAACGAAUUAUUUGUAAAUUCAGUGUAGAUCGAGUCUUUCAAAGUGUGAUGUCUACAAUUUUACUUGUUAAUAGAUAACGAUAGAUCUAAUGAAUAUUAAAAUCAAUGUACAAUGCUAGAAUAAUAAUUUUUUUAGACUAUUCUCAGAUUUUAAAGCAUCGGAUGGCUUUCGAAAUUCUAAGGCUACUCAUUGAAAGUGGAAUUGAUAAAUAAUAGAAAAUCGUAGUAAGGAAACGUUUACAUGCAAAUGAAAAUUGCUUACCGUUUCUACAACUGUUUUUUGCAUUAUGGAAUUUAUUGUUUCCGUAUAUUCGAACCUACACGGGUAAAUCACCGAUUUAAGCCAUUAUUUGGAGCAACGCCGGGUUAAGGGAUGGUCUAAAGUCUAAGGGAUGCUACAACCAUAAGGCUCACUUACAGGCUUUCCAUUUAGUAUUUCAUUAUAUUUAAAAUAAUUUUCAAUUUUUGAACCAAGUUUAUCAAUCAAGGCACCCUUAUAGGCUUUACAUUUAAUAUUUUAUUUUAUUUAAAAUAAUUUUCAAUUUUUGAAUCAAGUUUAUCAAUUAAGAGCCCUGUUAUAGGCUCCCUAUUUACUACUUUAUUUUAUUUAGAAUAAAUUUCAAUAUUUGAACCAAGUUUAUCAACCAAGGGUUCUGUUAUAAGCUCUCCAUUAAAUAUUUCAUUUUAUUUAGAACAAAUUUCAAUUUUUGUAUCAAAUUUAUUAACCCAGGGGCCUUCGAAAGGUUGAUAGUCCCGGGCUCCAAAAAUCUUAAUCCGGUAUUGAGGCUAUAAUUCGAUGAAUUGUUGACAGUGGUCUUCGCUUGAUACGUUGUACAAGUUUUUACUUCAUGUUCAUCGAACCAUUAUUGUAUCAUUUAGAUGCAGCAGAAGCAAUAUGGUUCAUCGUUCAGGGUUGCUAAUCACUGUCAUAGACAUGCCACUUUUAUGUAAGCGACUCUCAUUGAGAAAAUUUUCGUGUUAUGCAGAUGUACGUUUAAUACAUUGUACAUAUACCGUCGUUAAGUGUAAAAUGUCA